AUCCACAUAGCUUGUUUGCGAGUGAGUGGCUUCCUCCGUUCACAUCCUUGUUUCCUGGAAUCCAAGUGGUGAGAUUCGCAGCAAGAGUUUUUCAAGGAAUCCACAUACCAUGCCUCCAAAGCGACCGCCGCCGCCGCCGCUUGCCGCCAGCGCCGCCAGUGACGAGGAGGAAGACGGCGCCGCCAAGAAGAAGCUCAGGACGAGGGGAGUUCUAGUCCUUCCGCUGCCGGCGGCGGCUCCCACACUCACGGCCACACCACCACCGUCUUCUUCUUCUUCCACUUCUGCCGAUGUCAUUGGGUACGCAGUAGCUAAAAAUCUGAAGUUCCGGACUUACAUUGCCGCCUCCUACUGGCUCGAGCAAGGCUGCCCCCGGAUGGACUUCCUCACCACUCUCGGCCUCCACAGCCUCGCGGAUGUCAAGUGGAACGUCACCUGCGUCUCGCUUGUCCGGGAGUUCGUGGCCAACUACAACCUGAAAACAAACCAGACGGUGGUCAAGGGGAAACGAGUGUGUUUCACUGCAAACCUCAUCUCCCAGCGCUUCAAGCUCUCCUACGAGGGCGUCCUCAGCUUCAAGCGAUCGUUUGAGAACAGCGACCAGGUGAUGCUCUUCAAGGAAGGCGCUUACCAAAAGGACUUGGGAUACAGGCACGACAAGCUGGUGGACCCUUCGCUGGCACCAAUCUUCUCGUUGAUCGCGGAGGUGAUACAGCUGAGAGUGAGCUCCGGCUACACGUCCCGGAACUUGGUCGAGAUCAUCGCCCAAGGCUUGCAAGGAUUCAAGGUGAACUGGUCCGAGUAUAUGUUCCAGAACAUCCUCAAGGAGCUGCGGAGGAUGAAGCAGAAGGCGAACAACACUGUUGUCUUCGGUGCUGGCCCUCUCAUCACCCAUAUCUUCGAUGCCUUGCAAGACCAAGAGGUGAAUCCGGCGGAGCCUCUGGUCGUCAAGAGCCCCGUUCCGACCAUAGCUCCGGUUCCACGGAGUUAUGUCCUGGAGGUUGCUACUGCCAUUCCAUCAGCGAUCCAGACGUCAGCGGAAAGACCAGUGGCGAUUCCAAUCAGUACCUGCGAGAAGGUGGACGUGAAAUGUGCUCUCGACGCAAUCGACUUGAAUCCCUCGUCCGUCGUCACCAACGUCAGCUCUCCGAAGUUGGCCAGACCAGCCACUGCUCCGCUGUUCGCACCGACAGUAAAGAGCGCGUUUAGUGCACCAGUACCGCCGCCGCCAGCGCCGCCACCUCAGCUAUGUCCGCCACCAACGCCACCGCCUCCUUCUGAAAACUCCAUCGGCUCUCCAUUCACCAAGAUGUUCUACGGGAUAAAUCCCAAAGCAAAGAUCUCCUCUCUGCUCUCUGAAGCAACAAAAGCGUUGGGUGAGCUCUAUACCGAGGAGGAAGUGCAAAAGAGAGUGAACCAGAUGCUAAACGCGACGACUGGCCAGCUUAACUUUGAAAGGAUGAUAAGAGAACGCACCGAGGAAGAUCUCAAGGAAGCCAGAAAGCUCAGGGACCAGUACAAGACGGAGGUGACAAUCGCACACAUAAAGAUCACGCAGAUGGAGAAAUCCGAGAGCCAGAUGAAAGAAGCACUAGAAAAGAUUGAAAGAGUAAAAAAAGACUUAGAGGACGACAUCGAGAGCUACGGUUCCAUGGUGAUGGAGCACCAGGAAGGCCUGACCAAGCUUCAACAAGAAUGCGAGGCAGUAACGUCCAAGCUACACGCGGUAGAGGACAACUUCCAGGACAUAAAGAAGCAAGUCGAGGAUGCCAGGCUAAGGUUGACAGAGAAGAACGAGCUACUGCGAAGGGCUCGAGCCGAGGCUGCAGAAGCAAACAAACAGAAUCAGCAAUCUCAACGGGAACAAAUGGCCUUACAGCAGCAGCUGGAAGAUCUUCAGGGAGCCGUGACCCUGCUGCGAACGGAGAUAGCUGCAAAAGAAGUCCCUUACGACGAAGCUAUCUGGGAGAAAAUCAAAGAAACGGCCAGAAAACAUACUCAUGAGGAGUAUGCAAAGCUGGUAGACACGAUUGCUAAUCUGCAGGAACAGUUGGACAAGCACCAGGCACGGCAAACCGGAGACGAGAAUGACGAGGACUGA
Messenger RNA from Selaginella moellendorffii, 2101 nucleotides. RefSeq lists its product as uncharacterized. The record is from RefSeq and is a predicted model, not a curated record. Bases 110 to 2101 code for a protein of 663 amino acids. The transcript is spliced from 2 exons. Lineage: Eukaryota; Viridiplantae; Streptophyta; Lycopodiopsida; Selaginellales; Selaginellaceae.